UACUCUUUCCUGCGUUAUCGUCCUCGACCCCAAAUCAACUAGGGUUUUGCUUAUCGCAGGGUUUUCGCCUUUCACCAUUUCCGCUCAGAGACAUGUCUUCUCUAAUGGCGAUUCGUUGCGCGCGUACCCAGAGUAUCAUCACAGUAGGUUCUCUUCUUCAGGUACGCUCUUCUCUCCCCCAUCUAUCCUCUCGAUUCGCCGUGAACCCAACCUCGAGCAAAAACCUUAGCACAUCCGCCGCCGCGGGUGAUUACCACCGGAAUCCUCACUCCGUCGCAUCUUAUCCUCCGCCGCAACGGCAGAAUCCAUCCCCGGGGUUCGAUUCUCAGCGUUUUCAAAAUCAUUCAAACACUGAUCAUCAUCGAGCUCCUCAGAGGUACAACCCUAACCAGAGUCCUCAACACGGCCGCGGCGGAGCAUCUGGUUACAAUCAGGUCAAUUAUCAGAAUCAGAAUGUUCAGCAAAACGCCAAUCAGAGCAACGAGAUAGCCCCAACUGUGGAAGAGAUAGUCCGUUUGUGCAAGCUCAGGAGAUUCAAAGACGCUAUCGAGCUGCUCGAUAAGGGAGCUCUCCCUGACAAAGACUGCUUCUCUUUACUCUUCGAGUCUUGCGCCAAUCUGAAAUCUCUCGAGCAUUCCAAGAAGGUGCACGAUCAUUUCCUCCGGUCCGUCUUCAGAAGCGAUCCGAAGCUGAACAACGUGGUGAUCAGUAUGUUCGGGGAGUGUAGCAGCGUCACUGACGCCAAGAGAGUGUUUGAUCACAUGGCUGACAAAGAUAUGGACUCUUGGCACGUGAUGAUGCGUGUGUAUAGCGACAACGGGAUGGGAGAUGACGCGUUGCAGCUGUUCGAGGAGAUGACGAAACAGGGGCUGAAGCCCAACGAGGAGACGUUCGUUAAUGUCUUCUUGGCUUGUGCUACUGUGGGUGGGAUAAAGGAAGCGUUUUUGCAUUUCGAUUCGAUGGAGAACGAGUUCGGGAUUAGCCCCAGGACGGAGCAUUUCUUGGGUGUUUUAGAUGUUCUUGGAAAAUGCGGGCAUCUCGUUGAGGCGGAGCAGUAUAUCCUCGGCCUUCCUUUUGAAGCCACAGCUGAUUUCUGGGAAGCUAUGAGGAGCUAUGGUAAGAUCCAUGGAGAUAUCGAUUUAGAGGAUUACGCGGAGGAGUUGAUGGUUGAUCUUGACCCUUCGAAGGCUGUGACCAACAAGAUUCCAACCCCUCCGCCCAAAUCAUACAGGGAGACGAGUAUGCUCGCUAGUAGGAGUAGGAUUCUCGAGUUUCGGAAUCUGACUUAUUACAAGGAUGAAGCUAAGGAGAUGGAUGCGAAGAAGGGAGCGGUUUAUGUUCCAGACACGAAAUGUGUUCUGCAUGACAUUGACGAGGAGGCUAAAGAACAGGCGCUGCUCUACCACAGCGAGAGGUUAGCGAUUGCUUAUGGUGUCAUAUGCACCCCGCCUCGGAAGUCCCUCACAAUCAUCAAGAAUCUCCGUGUGUGUAACGACUGUCACAACUUCAUCAAGAUCAUGUCCAAAAUCAUUGGUAGAACGUUGAUUGUGAGAGACAACAAGCGUUUCCAUCACUUCAGUGACGGCAAAUGUUCUUGUGGUGAUUACUGGUAGAGCUCACAGGUUCUUGAGUGGCGUGUUCCCAUCAUGUAUAGCGCUCCAAAGUCUCCAGAACUCUGCUUGAUGUUGGGAAUUGAAAUAGUAUUUGCUAUGCUGUAACAAAUUUCAUUUGCUUUAGACCUUUUACUUGAGGUAUUAAGUUUGUGUUUCUCGUAUUAUGGCAUAACAUUGGAGAUGUCGGUUUAAAGUUGCAAGAAUUCAUGUUUUUCUUAAAAAGAA
Molecule: messenger RNA, 1838 nt
Organism: Brassica oleracea var. oleracea
Lineage: Eukaryota; Viridiplantae; Streptophyta; Magnoliopsida; Brassicales; Brassicaceae
Product: pentatricopeptide repeat-containing protein At2g15690-like
Exons: 1
Coding region: 93-1613 (506 amino acids)
Biological process (GO): RNA modification
Molecular function (GO): protein binding; RNA binding; zinc ion binding
Source: RefSeq, a predicted model, not a curated record